Magnusiomyces paraingens is the source of this 1491-nucleotide messenger RNA. RefSeq lists its product as uncharacterized. The record is from RefSeq and is a predicted model, not a curated record. Lineage: Eukaryota; Fungi; Ascomycota; Dipodascomycetes; Dipodascales; Dipodascaceae. Gene Ontology annotation, cellular component: transcription factor TFIIH holo complex; transcription factor TFIIH core complex. The transcript has a single exon. Gene Ontology annotation, molecular function: ATPase activator activity; double-stranded DNA binding. Gene Ontology annotation, biological process: nucleotide-excision repair. Bases 1 to 1491 code for a protein of 496 amino acids.
AUGUUGGAGCUGAAUUCUAGUGUCAAUGAUUACCUCGAGCGUCUUCCCGAGGCUGUACUCACACGACUGUUUCAAUCCCCCGCAACAUGUUUAGCUAUCUUCAGAUUACUGCCUAAGCUGGCAAAAACAAUAGUUUUGUCCAUGCUGUAUCGAGAUGAACCUCUCCCAGUGGAAUUUGUAGAUACAUUAGUAAACAAUCAAAGCCAGAGAAUACAAGGCGAGGCACUAAAAAAAUUAAAAGGUCUUCAUGUGGUGAAGGAACGACAUCAAAUGCUCACCCUAAAUCCAACACUAAGACAAAAUUUUAAAAACGCAUUGACAGGAAGUAAUGGAACAAGUUCAUUUGGGGUACCAUGUGAAACUGAAGAUCGACACAAGGUUGAUAUUGCGUUCUUGGACCAACGAGCGCAGCAAAAAUGGGAAGCCAUCCUUCAUUAUAUGGUCGGGACAGACACAUCAGGUUUGCCAGAAGGUGUUUUACUGCUGCUAAAACACAGUGGACUUAUGGAUGGUACUGAGCUUGAAAAUAUGAAAAUUACUAAUGUCGGAUUUCAAUUUCUUCUGCAAGAUAUAAAUGCACAAAUUUGGACUCUUCUUCUUCAGUAUCUCAGUAUGUCAGACAAACUACAUAUGGAUCACGUCGAUGUUCUGAACUUUAUAUUUAUGCUGGGUUCAUUAGAACUUGGAAGAGAUUAUUCAUCGGCUAGCUUGAGUGCUACACAAACACAGAUGCUGGAGGAUCUGCGAGAAUAUGGUAUUGUUUAUCAACGCAAGUCAUCAUCUCGACGGUUUUACCCUACUAGGCUGGCUACAACAUUGACAUCGGACGCUUCAGCCAUUCGAUCGGCUUCCAAAUCUAUGGAGGUUGCUAUUUCUGCUGCUUCAGGAGAAUCAAGAUCAUCAGUAACUUCUGCCUCGUCAAGUAGUACAUCUCGACCAGGAACUGCUGACACAGAUAGUUCGUUGACAACUUUUAGCUCCGUUUCAUCUGGUUUUAUCAUUAUUGAAACUAACUUUAGACUUUAUGCAUACACCAAUUCUCCACUGCAAAUUGCCGUUUUAAAUUUAUUUGUGCAUCUAAAAAGUCGUUUUGCCAAUAUGGUUGCAGGCAACAUUACGCGUGAAAGUGUGCGUUCAGCAUUCAUGAACGGUAUUAAGGCUGAUCAAAUUAUUCAGUACUUGACGGUUCACGCACACCCGCAAAUGGCAAAAAACGAGCCAGUUCUUCCUCCUACUAUUGUUGAUCAAAUCAAACUCUGGCAGAUUGAAAUGGAUCGCAUCAGAGCUACAGAAGGAUACCUUUUUACAAACUUUUCAGACUUCAACGAGUACAAUACUAUUGUUAAUUACGCUAACCAGCUCGGUGUCGUGGUUUGGCAGAAUGCAAAAAUGUCAAAGUUCUUUGUCACAAAAGAAGGAAAUUCUCAAGUUAUUGAGUUUGUAAAUAGAAGAAUGCAACAGCAACGAAACAUACCACCAUCUACUUCAUAG